AUGGCGAGCUCGAUACUGUAUGACUGGAUGGUGACAGCAUUGAAUGAAGACUGGCUGGAGGAGGCAGAUGCGGCUGCGCCAAUAUUUGGCAUUGACGGCUUCGGAGAUCGUAUCCCUGGUGUCUUGGGUACGAAGGAUUGCUUAGGGGAUCGAUUGGGAUCUCGUCUCGGGGUCAAGUCUUGA
Messenger RNA from Penicillium bovifimosum, 183 nucleotides. RefSeq lists its product as uncharacterized. Bases 1 to 183 code for a protein of 60 amino acids. The record is from RefSeq and is a predicted model, not a curated record. NCBI's taxonomy places the organism in Eukaryota, Fungi, Ascomycota, Eurotiomycetes, Eurotiales, Aspergillaceae. The transcript has a single exon.